AUGCGCAUGUGGGGCAUUCCUCUCAAGUGCCAUCAGUGCAACGCAAAAAUGCACCACUCGGGGAUUUACACCAAACCUCGAACUCUGGGAAACAGCUCCAGCUACCUCCAGCAGGCAUUAGAGGAAGCACACAGUGAGGAGUGGGCAAGGCGGACCAUUGAGUACUUGUCUGACUGUGAGCUUCAUAAGAAGAGGAGUACUCUAACGCAGAGUGUGGAAGCCCAUUACCAGCAGCCACCACCUUUUAACCUCCCGCUGGCACAGUGGUUCGAGUCAGUUCAUGCCAAUGAAAUAGUGGGUCAUCUCAAUGAGAUGAAAGGUGUCAUUACUUCAACAUAUGGCAGAAUCUUGAAGCUCGACUCCACUAAAAAGAUCACUAAGAAACUGGCUGGCAACAUUUCAGACACAGCUACCUGGAUGACCAAUGUCAGCAAUGAAUGUGGUCAGAUACUCAACUGUGUGCUGACUACUGCAGAAGGAGCUGGCCUGGAUGAAAUGUGCCAAGGGAUUGUUCAGCGCUACAGGGAUGCUGGGGAGCCAGAACCAGAGGUCAUUUACGUUGAUCGAGACUGUUGCAGUGAGAGAGGUGAACCACCGGUCCUUGUUUUGUUUCGGCCAUGGAGCACAAAGGUCAGGCUGGACAUCUUCCAUUUCAUGCGGAGAUUUACAUCUGGUCUCACCACGGAGCACCAUCCGCUUUAUGGGACCUUCUGCUCAAAGCUGUCCAGCUGUAUUUUUGAGUGGGACAAGGAUGACAUCAGUCUGAAGGAUGCCAAGCGGUCAGAGCUGAAGAGGAAACAUGGUGGUCAUCCCCAACUGAAGCACAAGUUCUGUCCAGCAUCAGCUCCAAGGAACUUGCAAGAUGAGCACAUCGCUGUGGAGUAUCUGCUGGCUCAGUCUGGCAGAGGAGACAUGCUGCAACCGCAACCCCACAAGGAACUGGACAUCACACUGCCAGACAUGCAGGAUGAAGUUGAGGAGGACGACUAUCCUGAUGCCACCAUGAGUGACCCAUCUGACAUUCUGGCUGAAAACCAACCUGUAGCCCUCAUGAGAGAAGAUCACCCAGACGUGUCAUCUCCUCAGACUCCAGUUGUUGAUUUUGGACCCUCCACAUCACCUCAGUCUCUCACAGUCCCCUCCGGUCCUGACAGUCCUGGCAACGACGCCACAAGUGGACCUUGCACAUCACAGCAGGAUAGCAGAUGUGAUGCAAGGGGCUUUCCAGGGUGGGAGGAUGUUGACAACUUGGCGGAGUUUCUUGUCAGCCUCAACCGCACAAUCACAGCCUUAUCAGCUGGAGAAGUAAAUGAGAUUGUGCGAUUGUAUUUCCUUCUGCAUCCCAUGGACAAAUCUCCCACCAAAUACACCCUGAAAAGUAAAAAGAAGACCCUUCCAGGGCCGUGGAGAGCUUCCAGGAAGCGCAGUGGCUCUGCUCCAGGUCAACAAGCAGCUGAGAGAUUGUUCAUGACCCAUGGCCAGGCAGCCCAAAGACCAGACACCAACAGAGUCUCUGAGUGUGUGUGCAUCAAGCUGUGCAAGGAAUACCAACAGGCAAGAAAUCGUCCAAAGGACUGCAAGGAUAAAACCUUGCCCAUACCACAGUCCAUUGUCCAAACAUACAGCCAUAUUAAACAGCUGCUUGAGGACAGCCAGGCAAUUCAGGGCCAGACCAACUUGGUACUAGUUACCAUCAACACCACCACUGUUUCUUCCUGGUUGCAUGAAAGGCAAAAAAGAGCCGGCAGGGACUCGUUACUGCAAGGUGUACAACUUCCUCAGAAUAUAUCUGUGGCCAAGGAACCCAUGCCAAAGCCAAAACCACUCCCUACAGCACCUGUAGAGCAUGGACACUUGUGCAUGGAGUUUCAGGAGCCAGAAAAUCGCAAGGGUGAGGCAGUCAUUCGCCCCCGCCGUGCCAACAGAAUAAUCAUAGCACAGGACUAUCUGUCAGAUCCAGAUCUUGGUGCUAGAUCUGACUCUCUCACUAACCCCUCCCACCAGCAGAGUCAGCAUCCCCCAGCUCCAUGUUCGGCCUGGCCAUCCUAUGAGCAGAGACCACUUUCACAAACAUCAUCUUCUGCCUCAUACUCAUUAAGCACUGCACCGGCCCAAUAUCCUGAUUAUUGCUCACAGCCACAGAGCUUCAUGCCACCACCCUCACCUUUUGGCCCAUGGAUGUACAACACACCACCACCCCUUUACCCAGGCUGGACCUCUCAGCCAUUACCAUACCCCUCUCAACAAUACACCCCUUCAGCUUUGCAUCCUCAAUGCAUGGUGCCUUUCUCAUCAGCAACAGCACCAUCAUCAUCCAACCAGUCAGCAGACUCUUCAAAUCGCCAUAGAAAAUGGAGGCUGAAGAAGGCUGCACUUGAGGAUGAGGAGCAGCAAGAGGAGAGCCACUCAAGCGGCACAUCAAAGACAGCUACCCCUAUCCAUGUGGAACGUGUGGUCAGCCCAAAAACAAGAGCCCGGGUCACACACCAGUCAAGGGGAAGUGGUUCUGUCCUGCAUCUGGUCAGACUGUUACAGAGUGCAAGCAGACUCUAG
Messenger RNA from Cheilinus undulatus (humphead wrasse), 2553 nucleotides. RefSeq lists its product as uncharacterized. The transcript has 9 exons. The record is from RefSeq and is a predicted model, not a curated record. Lineage: Eukaryota; Metazoa; Chordata; Actinopteri; Labriformes; Labridae. The coding region runs from base 1 to 2553 and encodes 850 amino acids.